CAGUCACGCGGUUUCAGUCAGCGAAGGAACACCGUACAGUAAACACGUGCGCGGUUUCACGGGAUCGCGAGUGCUAUAAAAUUACGUAAGCGUUAUAAUGAAAGUUCGGAAGCGGUAGCGUGCAAUGCGCGACUUGCGUAAUGCCACCGUUUCUCGUGGUCGUGCUGUUAGCAGUGCUGAACUUGUGUGAGCCGUUGUACCACGGUCAGUUCGCACUGAAUGUGCCAAGUGGAAAUGCGAACGAACUGGCACACAGACAUGGUUUUAUUAAUCAUGGACAGAUUGGGAACUUGAAACAUUUUUAUUUGUUUUCACACCCACACGUCACUAAGAGGUCUGUAAAUGCAAGUAUAGGAUACAUUAACAAAUUAAAAAAUGAUCCCCAGGUAAGAUGGGUGAUGCAGCAGAGGGAGCUAAGAAGAACAAAGAGGGAUCACUCCUCCCGCCCUGUGAUGAGACAAUCGAAUUUAUUAUCGUUUCCUGAUCCUUUGUUCAAAGAACAGUGGUAUUUGAACGGAGGAGCGGCAGAUGGUCGAGAUAUGAACGUGGGGUUUGCGUGGCGCAAGGGCUACACCGGCAAAGGGGUCGUAAUCACAAUAUUAGACGACGGGAUACAACCUAAUCACCCUGAUCUGGCGCAGAAUUAUGACCCAGCGGCGUCGACCGACAUAAACGGGAACGAUACGGAUCCGACGCCACAAGACAAUGGCGAUAAUAAGCACGGCACGCGGUGCGCGGGCGAGGUGGCCGCCGUCGCAUACAACCGGUACUGCGGCGUCGGCAUCGCAUACAAUGCCAGCAUUGGCGGAGUCAGGAUGUUAGACGGCCUCGUCAACGACGCAGUGGAAGCGCAAGCGCUAAGUUUCAACACUCAUCACAUAGACAUCUAUAGCGCUUCUUGGGGACCGGAAGACGACGGGAAAACGGUCGACGGCCCGGGCCCUUUAGCGAGAAGAGCGUUCAUAAACGGGGUAACAAACGGGAGGGGCGGGAAAGGAUCUAUUUUUAUAUGGGCAUCGGGGAAUGGUGGCCGGCACACUGACUCCUGUAAUUGCGAUGGUUACGCCAACAGUAUAUUUACGAUAUCGAUAUCGAGUGCAACGCAAGGAGGUUAUAAACCUUGGUAUUUAGAAGAAUGUUCCUCAACUUUAGCGUCAACGUACAGCUCGGGCACUCCAGGACGAGACAAGAGCGUGGCGACUGUGGACAUGGACGUGCAAUUACGACCUGACCACAUAUGCACGGUUGAUCACACGGGAACUUCGGCGUCCGCUCCUUUAGCCGCAGGAAUUUGCGCUCUAGCGCUCGAAGCGAAUACCUUACUCACUUGGCGAGAUAUGCAGCAUUUAAUAGUGAUGACCUCUCGACCUCAACCUCUAGAAAAAGAGGACGGGUGGAUCGUAAACGGUGUGAAGCGAAAAGUGAGCCAUAAGUUUGGCUACGGCUUAAUGGAUGCGGGUCAAAUGGUUUCGUUGGCUGAGCAGUGGAUAAGCGUCCCACCGCAACACAUUUGCAAGUCUCAGGAAAUAAACGAGGACAGGUCCAUUGAAACCUCUUUCGGAUACACUAUUUCGGUACACAUGGACGUAAACGGAUGUAGCGGAACGAUGAACGAGGUCAGAUUUUUAGAACACGUUCAAUGUAAAAUUUCACUCAGCUUUUUUCCCAGAGGAAAUUUACGGAUAUUACUCACAUCGCCAAUGGGGACCACGUCCACUCUAUUGUUCGAAAGAACGCAUGAUGCGACGAGCUCGAAUUUCGACGACUGGCCAUUCUUAAGUGUUCAUUUCUGGGGCGAAAAUGCUGAAGGACGAUGGACUCUGCAGAUAAUAAACGCGGGAAAUAAUCACGUCACGCAGCCAGGAGUAUUGAAAAAAUGGCAGCUUAUUUUCUACGGUACAGCCACGAACCCGAUAAGGUUGAGAAAUAAAAGCUAUUUCGAUUCGAAUAAUGUUCAGCAAGAGGAAAAAACCUAUCACAUUAACGAUGUAUAUGACGCGUCCGAAUAUUCCCAGUUCCUAAACGAGAUCGAGCUCGGGAUAUCGGAUCGACACAGUUACCCGAAAAAUAUUCCAUCUUCUCAGAGGAAAAAUGUGCUGGCAGAUGCGAACGAUAAACAAGUGCAGAGAAUGUGCGACCCGGAGUGUGACUCUCAAGGUUGUUAUGGAAAGGGGCCAACUCAAUGUGUCGCAUGUAAACAUUAUCGUUUAGAUAACUCUUGCGUAUCGAGAUGUCCGCCGAGGAGCUUCGUAAAUCAGGGAGGCGUUUGUUGGCCAUGUCACGAGUCGUGCGAGACAUGUGCCGGCGCGGGACAAGACUCCUGCCUCACGUGUGCACCGGCUCAUUUAUUGGUUAUCGACUUGGCUGUGUGUUUACAACAAUGCCCUGACGGUUAUUAUGAAGACCCAGAUGCCAACGCUUGUUUUCCAUGUGCUGAACAUUGCGAUACGUGCACGGAGAAAGCUGAUUAUUGUUCAUCGUGCGCUCAUAAUUAUGUUCUCUAUAAUGGAUCGUGCUUGGCGUCUUGCCCGCCUGGGACUUUCCAGAAAGAUGACUUCGGUUGUAUGGCCUGUCACGAGUUGUGUGAAUCGUGUAGAGGUCCCAAAGAAAGUGAAUGUGUAUCGUGUAGAAUAGGUUAUUACGCGUAUAAAGGCCAAUGCGUACCAAAAUGCCGUGAAGGCUUUUUUGCUGAUAUUCAAAAGAGGGAAUGUGUGAGGUGUCCGAUUGGCUGUUCGGUUUGUUCGAAUUCCGUUUGCUCUGUAUGUCAAAGUAAGUGGCUACUCACAAAGGCUGGAAGUUGUUUUCCAAAUGGAAACGAUAAGUGUGACACUAACGAAUAUUAUGAAGGAGGACGGUGCAAAAAUUGUCAUUCCACUUGUGAGAAAUGUAGCGGACCGAACGAGUGGGACUGUUUAGCUUGUUCGAGCCCGUUGUUAUUGCAGGGAUCUAGGUAACUACGUCGCAAGAUGGACCUUUUGUGGCGCACUUGUGCGAACUGCGUUUCGAGACUGAAUUGUACGUCGUGUUCUGGAGCAUUGCGCUUGCAGUCCGGAACAUGUCGGGCCACCUGCGCCAACGGCUACUACCCGGACGAGGGGAUAUGCUCCAAGUGCUAUCUGUCUUGCGAGACUUGCACUGGGCCGAGACGGGAUCAAUGUGCCUCUUGUCCACCGGAUUGGAGACUUGCUGCCGGCGAAUGUAGACCAGAAUGCCCACAGAACUUCUUUACCUGGGGAGAUAGCUGUCGACGUUGCCACCAUUACUGCCAAGACUGUCAUGGCGCCGGGCCGCAGAGAUGCACAUCGUGUCCGCCACACUUCUCUCUAGAAAACGGAUUAUGCGUUGAGUGCCUUAGUUCUCAAUAUUAUGAGCCUAGAACAAGGACUUGCCGUCCAUGCCAUGAUUCUUGUAGAUCUUGUUCUGGGCCUGGACCCACUAGCUGUGUCACUUGCGCGCAUCCACUGCGAUUAGAUAGAGUUAACCACAAAUGCCUGCCGUGCUGUACAGAGAGUAUGGCUUCGUUUUAUUUAAGUAGUAAUCAAUCGACAGAUUGCUGUCAUUGCAGCAAAGAUAUUGGGGGCUGUUCGAACGGUUCAUCAGCGGGCAAGCGUCGCAUUGCGGACAACAUUGGGUCGCAUAUGACCGCUUCGUUUUUUGUCGACGACGCAAAAACCGCGCCAAAUAUCUUGGACCGUGAUUUAUUGAUAGUGUGGAGUGGCGCGGCGACGGCUCUUUUGGUCAUAGCUCUUGUUAUUGUGAUAAGGAUCAAAAUAAAACGUCGAAAGCACCUCACUCUAUACCCAAAGACAGUAUAUUCUCAACUAACCACAGUGGACGAGGACUUGAAUAGUCUGUCUCUUUCCAACACUAGCACGCUGAAAGUGACAGAAGGCGUGACAAAUGUACUCGAGGAACCAACUUAGUAAAAACUCAAAUAGUAUUAUUUUCACUGCAGACUGAUACGUAGAAAGUUCAUAGAAUCUGUAUAUAUUACAUAGAUAAUCGUAGCUUAUAAAAUGACCAAAUAAGAAAUUGUUUAAAUUGUUUGUUUUGC
Messenger RNA from Zerene cesonia (dogface butterfly), 4054 nucleotides. Its product is annotated as furin-like protease 2. Lineage: Eukaryota; Metazoa; Arthropoda; Insecta; Lepidoptera; Pieridae. Gene Ontology annotation, molecular function: serine-type endopeptidase activity. The record is from RefSeq and is a predicted model, not a curated record. Gene Ontology annotation, cellular component: Golgi membrane; trans-Golgi network. The transcript is spliced from 12 exons. Gene Ontology annotation, biological process: protein processing.